Molecule: messenger RNA, 1674 nt
Organism: Cornus florida
Lineage: Eukaryota; Viridiplantae; Streptophyta; Magnoliopsida; Cornales; Cornaceae
Product: UV-B-induced protein At3g17800, chloroplastic-like
Exons: 3
Coding region: 200-1483 (427 amino acids)
Source: RefSeq, a predicted model, not a curated record
CACAAAUAAUUUAACAAGAUCGAGCGAGACCACUGUUUCGUUUCUCUCUCUCUAUAUUGAUUGUACAUAUAACAAACAAUAUUGUAUAUAGUAUAUAUACAACUGUCUCACGAGGGCUUAUCUUUAUACCUACCUGCUCUUAUCUAAAAAAUAGAGUAGGUUUGUUGAUUUAGGGUUUCUGAUUUUUGUGGUGUUGAAGAUGGAAACAGCUACAGUUCUUCGGUCCUCUUUCGGCAUCUGUCAUGGACCUUCGAAUCCAGUCGUCCGAUCGGCUGUUUCGAUGUCCAACGGAUCCGAUUUCGUGCGUUUCGGCCCCAAAUCUCGGUUUACAAACGCUUGGAUCAAGAAAUACCCUUUAAUUUCACACUCAAAGUUGGGGCAUAGAAGAAUAGCUGUUGGGAGUAGGAAAUGCACUGCAAUUAGGGCCUCAUCUUCUUCCGAUUCAGUGGGCCCAACUGCUCCAAUCGCUCCUCUAAAGAUGGAGUCUCCCGUUGGUCAGUUUCUCGCUCAAAUAUUGAUAAGCCACCCGCAUCUUGUCCCAGCUGCAGUGGAGCAGCAGCUUGAACAGCUUCAAACCGACCGUGAUGCAGAGAAGCACAAGGAAGAGCCCUCUUCUUCUGGCACUGACUUAGUACUGUACAGGAGAAUUGCAGAGGUGAAAGAAAAUGAAAGGAGAAAAGCUGUAGAAGAGAUAUUGUAUGCGCUGGUUGUGCAGAAAUUCAUGGAUGCUACUGUUUCUUUGAUACCCACCAUAAUCCCCCCAUCAUCAGACUCUCGUGGCCGAGUUGACACCUGGCCCAGCCAAGAUGACAAGCUUGAGCAGCUUCACUCUCCUGAAGCCUAUGAGAUGAUCCAGAAUCACUUGGCUCUCAUUCUGGGCAAUCGCUUGAGUGAUUCAACCUCUGUAGCUCAGAUAAGCAAGCUUAGGGUUGGUCAGGUUUAUGCUGCAUCAGUGAUGUAUGGGUACUUCCUCAAGCGAGUUGACCAGAGGUUUCAGCUUGAAAAAACAAUGAAAAUCCUUCCACAGGGGUUGGAUGAUGGAGAGAAUAAUGUUCAGCAAGCUUUGGGGGAGGAGGUGAGACCCAGUGGUAAUGGUGGCAAGGACUCAUUCAGUGCUGCUCUACCCCAUCCUGAAGUAUCAUCCUGGUCCGGCGGCGUAAGCCCUGGAGGUUUUGGAAAAGGGUUAAAGGCCUCCCGGCUGAGAACCUAUGUCAUGUCAUUCGAUGGGGAGACACUUCAGAGGUAUGCAACCAUAAGAUCCAGAGAGGCUGUUAGCAUCAUUGAGAAGCAUACAGAAGCAUUGUUUGGUAGACCUGAGAUUGUUAUCACACCUGAAGGGACCAUUGAUUCUUCAAAGGAUGAACUCAUCAAGAUUAGCUUUGGUGGUUUGAGAAGACUUGUUUUGGAGGCCGUGACUUUUGGUUCUUUCCUCUGGGAUGUUGAGAGCUAUGUCGAUUCAAGGUACCAUUUUGUCAUGAAUUGAGCUUUCUUCACUUGCAUCGCUGCCAAAGCAAAAUUUAUCAUGGACUGACCGGCUUAAUUGCUAUAAUCUAGUGUAAUUUUAGAGGAAAUUACCAGGUUAUUGCGAACUAAUUGAUCUGUGUAUAGUUAUGGGAUUUCUCAUUUGAUGUAAGAAUUUUAAAUAGUUUGAAAUUUGGAUUUGCUUAUUUAACA